AGCUCCUACAAUAGUUUUUCGAUCAGUUUGAGGCGAAAACCUCAUUGCUUCUGAAAGCUUUCCCACGUACACACCAGAAAAACUUUAAGAAGAAAUUAAAAAGAAAUAUACUGUAAAAUGACAUGCACAAGCGAUGCACAUCGUGCAGGAGCGUAACCUAAACAAAAUGCGCAUGCGCGAGAUUGGAUAGCUACGUCAUUGUGCAACCUCGAUAUGGUACCCCCAGCAGACGCAAGUAUGAUACAACUGGAAUUAGAGAUUUAACACAAAAUGGCAUCCCAUUCUUCACCCUUGCCCCAUGACCGGAGGAAAUCAGAGGAGGAACAUGAUCUGGUAGAUGGGCUGAUCUCUAGAACAGGCUGUUCUGAACUACAUCAUGCAAUUCAAGAAUGCAUGGCAGAGCAUGUAGACUGGCGGAAAUGCAAGAAACAGGUUCAGGACUUCAGAGAGUGCAUGAUGCCAUUCCAGAAAGCUCAGAUGGAGCAGCUGAUAAAACGUAACGAUUCAACCAAAGACAACGUUUAAUGAAAAGUUUCCAGUUAAAGCUAUUUGUUAUAGUCAAAGGUAUCUAAUAAAGAAGACAUAAUUUUGUAACUUAA
Molecule: messenger RNA, 599 nt
Organism: Silurus meridionalis
Lineage: Eukaryota; Metazoa; Chordata; Actinopteri; Siluriformes; Siluridae
Gene: coa4
Product: cytochrome c oxidase assembly factor 4 homolog, mitochondrial
Exons: 2
Coding region: 271-525 (84 amino acids)
Biological process (GO): mitochondrial respiratory chain complex IV assembly
Cellular component (GO): mitochondrial intermembrane space
Source: RefSeq, a predicted model, not a curated record